Molecule: messenger RNA, 2760 nt
Organism: Elgaria multicarinata webbii
Lineage: Eukaryota; Metazoa; Chordata; Lepidosauria; Squamata; Anguidae
Gene: RNF19B
Product: ring finger protein 19B
Exons: 9
Coding region: 68-2449 (793 amino acids)
Biological process (GO): positive regulation of proteasomal ubiquitin-dependent protein catabolic process; protein polyubiquitination; ubiquitin-dependent protein catabolic process
Cellular component (GO): ubiquitin ligase complex; cytolytic granule; cytoplasm
Molecular function (GO): ubiquitin protein ligase activity; ubiquitin conjugating enzyme binding; zinc ion binding
Source: RefSeq, a predicted model, not a curated record
CUACACUCUCUCGUUUUACCUCAGAGGCGGCGCAGAGCGGAGCGGCCGCUGCCGCCCGUCUCUCGCGAUGGGUUCGGAGAAGGACUCGGAGUCGCCGCGCUCUACCUCCAUCCACGCGGCCGCCCCGCCGGCGAAAUGUCCGAAGAGCGGCUCGGUCCAAGGCGGCGGUGGCACCGGCACCACCGGAGGCGGCGGAGGAGGAGGAGGAGGAGGAAGAAGCGCUAGCAACACCGCCACCAGCCGGGGCCGCCGCCGCCUCCUCAGCUUCCAGAGCGUCUUCUCUGCUGCCGCCUCGGCCGCUUCGUCGUCGGCCUCUGGAGCCGGGGUCCGCCGCCGCCGGGCCAAAGCCAAGGCCAAGCCGGAGCCGCCUCAAGCCAAGCCCGCCCCGGUGGUGGAGGAGGAGGAGGAGACGACCGCCCCGGCCGCGGCGGUAGCAAGGGAAAGCGCCCCGCCGCCGCCGCCGCCCUCCUCGCCGCCGCCGCCUGCUCCGUCGACGGCCGUUGCCGGGGAGGGCGAUGCGGCCGCCGCGUCGUCGUCGUCGUCUUGUGCCGCGGACUGCGAGGAGGGCGAGGAGUCGCCGCCGUCGGAGCUGGAGUGCCCCCUGUGCCUGGUGCGGCAGCCGGCGGGCAACGCGCCGCGCCUCCUCUCGUGCCCGCACCGCUCGUGCCGCUCGUGCCUCCGCCAGUACCUGCGCAUCGAGAUCACCGAGUCGCGCGUCAACAUCAGCUGCCCCGAGUGCAGCGAGCGCCUCAACCCGGCCGACAUCCGCCUCCUGCUGCGCGACUCGCCCCACCUCGUCGCCAAGUACGAGGAGUUCAUGCUCCGGCGCUGCCUGGCCGCAGAUCCAGACUGCAGGUGGUGCCCGGCCCCGGACUGCGGUUAUGCUGUUAUUGCUUAUGGGUGUGCCAGCUGCCCCAAACUGACAUGUGAGAGAGAAGGCUGCCAGACUGAGUUUUGCUAUCACUGCAAGCAAAUAUGGCACCCCAACCAAACUUGCGACAUGGCCCGCCAACAAAGAGCACAAACUCUGCGGGUACGGACAAAACACACCUCAGGCCUGAGUUAUGGACAAGAAUCUGGUCCGGCAGAUGACAUCAAGCCAUGUCCGCGUUGCAGUGCCUAUAUCAUAAAAAUGAAUGAUGGCAGCUGUAAUCACAUGACCUGUGCUGUGUGCGGCUGUGAGUUCUGUUGGCUGUGUAUGAAGGAAAUCUCUGAUUUGCAUUACCUCAGUCCUUCUGGUUGCACAUUCUGGGGCAAGAAGCCAUGGAGUCGUAAAAAGAAGAUUCUCUGGCAGCUCGGAACAUUGAUUGGUGCCCCUGUGGGUAUUUCCCUCAUUGCUGGCAUUGCUAUUCCAGCCAUGGUCAUUGGCAUCCCUGUUUAUGUUGGGAGAAAGAUUCACAGCAGAUAUGAGGGAAAGAAAACUUCCAAGCACAAGAGGAACCUGGCCAUCACCGGUGGUGUAACUUUGUCUGUGAUAGCAUCGCCUGUCAUUGCUGCUGUCAGUGUAGGAAUUGGAGUCCCUAUUAUGUUGGCCUAUGUCUAUGGAGUUGUGCCAAUUUCUUUGUGCCGAGGUGGUGGUUGUGGAGUUAGCACAGCCAAUGGAAAAGGAGUUAAAAUUGAGUUUGAUGAAGAUGAUGGGCCAAUUACAGUGGCAGAUGCUUGGAGAGCUCUGAAGAACCCCAGCAUUGGGGAGAGCAGUAUUGAAGGUCUCACUAGUGUGCUGAGCACGAGUGGAAGCCCUACCGAUGGACUCAGUGUCAUGCAGGGCAACUACAGUGAGACAGCUAGCUUUGCUGCACUCUCAGGAGGCACUCUGAGUGGUGGAGUACUUUUGGGUGGAAAAGGAAAGUACAGCAGGCUUGAAGUGCAGGCUGAUGUGCAGAAAGAGAUCUUCCCAAAGGACUCAGUCAGCCUUGGAGCCAUCAGUGACAAUGCCAGCACACGAGCUAUGGCAGGCUCCAUCAUUAGUUCUUACAAUCCCCAGGACAGAGAGUGUAACAACAUGGAGAUCCAGGUGGAUAUAGAAACCAAGCCAAGCCAUUACCAGCUUGUUAGUGGAAGCAGCACAGAGGAUUCUCUCCACGUUCAUACCCCGAUGGCAGAGAAUGAGGAGGAGGAAGAAGCAGAGGAGGAGCAGGGACAGAUGUGCAACCACCAAAGCUGUGAGCAGAAAGACUGUGUGGCCAGCAAAACCUGGGAUAUCACUCUAGCACAGCCUGAAAGCAUCCGUAGUGACUUGGAAAGCUCGGACAGUCAGUCGGACGAUGUGCCCGACAUUACCUCGGAUGAAUGUGAUUCCCCCUAUCCCCAGACGGCUGCCUGCCUGCAUCCCCCAAAUGCCAGCGGUGCUGAGAGCCCAAGUGCCCAUAUUGGCCAGUGUGCCCAAGCAGAGGGACGCAGGCCGGAGGAGAUAGUCUCUACACUGGAGUGCAUUGAGGCCCGAGUAUGAGGCCGUUCCCUCCUGAGAAGAAGCACACUGAUUGUUACUGCCUCUACUAUGGUGAGGACAAUUAUGUCCUUGUUGGCUUUUGUUUCUGAUUCCCCAGACUGCUGCCCUAUCUUGCCUCUGGGGAAAUAGCAUUUCUUACAUGAUGAUAAUAAACCCUUGAUCUUUUCUUUUUUUAAUUUAUUGGUUCAAGCGCUUGGUGAUGCUCUGUGAGUUGUGUAAGAGUGUAUAUAAACGUGUGCGUGUACAUCGUAUGUCUGCCAAACAUACGGCUAAAGAACGCCUUUAAUAAAGAUUCCUGUUACCAUUCAAAA